Actinia tenebrosa (Australian red waratah sea anemone) is the source of this 2321-nucleotide messenger RNA. RefSeq lists its product as uncharacterized. The record is from RefSeq and is a predicted model, not a curated record. Gene Ontology annotation, molecular function: protein binding. Lineage: Eukaryota; Metazoa; Cnidaria; Anthozoa; Actiniaria; Actiniidae.
AUGACAGGUGGAGGGCCCCCGCCUAAACCCCCUUCAGAGACAAGCGACAAGAUCAUAAAUAUCUUAGCAAGCGAUUCAAUCCUGAUUGGUCAGAUUGUAGUGACGUCAUGGGUACACAAGAGAAGUGACAAAGCAAACUUUAUUCAGUUUUACGAGAAAAGGGGGCUCAACGAGUUUGAAAACGUUGUCUUGCACGCUGAGAAAAUGAUCGAAAUUGCUCAAACUAUAGGCGAUAAAGAAAGCGAAAUGUAUGGCCAUCAGGAAAUGGGAAAUGCAUUUUUGUACUUUGCUCGUUAUGAUGAUGUUAUUGACUGUGGCAAGAAAUGUCUUAAAAUGGCCCAGGAAAUUGAUAGUACUGAAGGCAUGAUGAAUGCAUAUUGCCGCCUAAUGGUCGCGUAUAGACACAUGCAGAAACAUGAUGACACUAUUCUGUAUGCGCACAAGCUCCUUGAUUGCGCCAUGAAAAACAACGAUCAGAAGGCAAUGAUGAUGAACGCGUACUCGAAGCUAGGACAAGCACAUCUUGCCUUGAAACACUAUCAAGAUGCCGCUGACUUUGUAAAGAAAUGCAUUGAAAUAGCAAGGGAAAUAGAAGAAAGACGUGUUGAAGUCAAGGCUUACCUAGUAAUGGGGCAGAUAUAUAACGCUCUUUCCGACUACGACAAUGGAAUUAUCUUUUGCAACAAGUGUAUUGAGCUUGCAAUAUCUAUUGGCGAUAAAGUAGAUGAGGCUAAUGCUUAUAGAUUCCUUGGAGUGAUAUAUUAUUACUUGCAGAAAUACGAUGAUGCCAUUCAGAAUUUCAAGAAAUGCAUCAACAUGGCACAAGAAACUGGUGAGAAAAAGAUUGAAGCACAAGCAUAUCUGGGUCUUGCGUCUGUAUACCACAGAUCAGUUGAUAAAGAAAGCAUCGAUAAAGCCAUCAAAUACGGUAAGAAAUGCCUGGACAUCUCUCAAGAAAUUGGCGACAAAAAAACUGAAAUGGACGGACAUUAUUGUCUCGCUCAUACACAUAUGGACUCGAUGCAGUUGAAUGAAGUGUCUCAGAGUAUAGAUGCAGGCAUGGCGAUUGCUACAGAGCUCGGAGACAAAGAAGCUGAAGAAAACUUCAAAGAAACUAGUUCUAUUUUUUAUGGAUGUGUUGGUUUGGUUGACAAGCGUAGUAUACCCUCAGUAAAUGAAUUCUUAGAGGUACCAACAUGUUCUGAAGAUGAGUUAUUACAGGAUCUUGACCAAGCGUUUAAAGAGGUGGACGUUAGUUGUUCUGUGAACUUGUUCUGUAUCAGAGAAAUGGGAAACUUCUAUCAUUCGAUGGGUCAGAAUAACAUGGCUGUACGCUGCUUCAAAGAAGGGCUACCUACUGCUGAGUCUUGCUCUGAUACUGGGCAGCUAUCCCAAUUCUAUUAUGGCUUUGGUCAAUUAUUGUGUUCAUUGAACAGAGAACUGAACGUGGCAGAACAUUAUCUAAGAAAAGCUAUACGAUGCUUUGAAGCGAUCUUUACCGCACUUGGUAGUCUUGAUGAAUUCAAGAUCUCCAUAUUUGACAAAUAUGUCGAUAGUUAUAAGCUGUUGGCAAUACUGUUAACCAAAGACAAACAGAUCGAGGAAGCGGUUUUAGUGUUAGAUCGUUGUCGUGCAAGAGCAUUGAAAGAUCUUAUGAUGUCAAACUUCAAGAUGGAACAAGAGAAGAGCAAUGAUGAACACCUAGAGUACAGCGAUGUUUUGUCCCUGGUCUCAAGAAAUGACUUCAGCAUUGCCUUUUACUCACUUUGUUUUGGUGCUUUUCUGAAGUUUUUUGUUGGAGGGGAGACAAAUUUGCAUUAUUCCGGUUGUCUUAAUCAUUCCCUACAGAUAGACGUCGAUACGUUGUUUGACGAAAUGGGUGUUCGUGAGGUGGUUGACUGUGAGAACAGGUCCUUGGACAAAGAAGAAGAUAUUCAAAAAGAACAAAGAAGAAGCCAAGAAGAAUACGAGGAACUUAAUCAAGCAACGGCAUUACUGCUGAAUGAGAAUAGUGCUGAAACCAAGGGAUCUACUCUAGAAGCUCUAUUUAAAAUCUUAAAAUGUGAAAGAAUACUAUCGUCGAAGCAAGACGAGGUCGUUAUUAUUCCUGAAGGUCCCUUAUACCAAGUACCUUUUCCCGCAUUACGAGAUCCUCGCACGGAAAAGUAUUUAUCAGAGACAAAGCGCAUUAGACUUGCUCCUUCAUUAGCGACUUUAAAGGCGUUGCAAGAACGCACAGAAGAUUAUUAUUCCAAGAAAGGCGCCUUAAUUGUUGGAAAUCCUCUUGUUGGUAAAGUCAUGUUCGAUGGCGAAGAGAAAGA